AUGAAAACUCAAUAGACCUAAAAGGUAAGCAAAGAGAUAUAUGACUCGAAUGAAAACAGCGAGGAAGAACUUAAUGAAGAGGAGUAUAGAGCUAAGAUUCAGAAGGCUCAGGAAAGAAGGCAGAAAGAGUACAAGAAAAACUAGGUCACCAUCAAGAAACUGCAAGAUCAAACUAACAUCGAUCUGUUUUUCUCUGAAAACAGAAUAAGGAAAAUGUGCUUAGAGCUAUUUGAGCCUCUUAGUACUUAAUAAAAACUGCAUCAAAAGCAAAUUGGCUCUAUGCUUGAGAAGAUAGACAUGAUAAAUUACUAGGUGGAGGGAUAUCUAUAUGAAGUGCAUAAUAUCAGGAAAAGCGUUGAUAUAGUUGACCAUCUUAAAAAGGAGUUUAGAGAAAUGGAAAGAAGAAUUAUUGGACUGGAAUAAAGACAAGAAGAGAGAUAUAAUGAACUUAGUUAAAAGCACUACACAAUGAAUGAUAAGCACAGAUCUCAUGAAAACCAACUCAGGACUACUCAAAAUUCAAUCACCUUGUUUAAUGAACAGUUACUCCAAGUCCACAAAAUUGUUGCUGAUCAGAGGGACAAUGCAAACUUAAUGGUUCGUUAGUCACUCACUGAAAUAACCAGCAGAUGUCAAGAGGCUCUCUAAAAUAACUACCUAUUUGAGGAGAAAAUGUAGAGAUAGAACACAAUCUUAGACAACUGCAAGAAUUUGACUGUGCAUUUUGAGAAGUAACUACUUGAGAUGCAGAGAAAUCAAAAAAAGUGGGAGAAAUAAGCUGAAAACAAGCUGAAAGAGGAAAGCGAAGCCUUUAUCAACAUCAAGCUGAAAAGCAUUGAGGAAAAUACCAUGGAUUUUAACAGAAUAAUCAGCGAUGUCAAGUAAGAAUAACUAGAGAUUGAAAACUACAUAUCAAAGUACUUACCUUACAAUAGUAUGGUUGAAGUGAUGAGAGCAUUAUUCUAUACUGUCAAAGAUAAUAGUUUUUACAAUGAGCUGAUUGAUUAUUCAACUGCAAUCAAGAAUAAAUUUAAAGAAGAAUUAGGCGAGUUGACUAGCAGGCUUCACACACUUAACAAAAAGAAAGUUGAACUCCUUGAAAUUCCGCAUAAGAAGAAGAUAGUUGUAUAAGAACUAAAGUUUCUUUGUCCUCACUAUAAAAAAGAAUCCAAAGAAGAGGCCAAGCAUAGAGCUAAAAUUGACAGUAUGCAUAUUGUAGCACCUUAUACUACUAUUACUGACAAGGUUAAGAUUUAGAUAAGAAAUUCCAGAAGGAAAGCAAGUGCUCGGAUUAAGAAAACUUAUUAGAAGCUAGAUAACUUUUCAUUUUUGAAUGAAGCAAUAGUAUUGGCAAAAGAUGAAACCAGGUUUCACUACUUUGGAAAGGAAAUCAAGUACAAGGUAGACUUAUCAAAGCUUAGUCCAAUGAAUGAGAUGAUAGAAGAUGGGGAGGAUGAGGAGAGUGAGAUUGAAGAUCAAAUUAAAGCACAAUAGUAAAUGCAGAAUUUAAAUUCAUAAAAUAGAAGUCCAAGUAAGAAUUUAAACUCAAGUCUGAACUAGACUAAGACAUAAUUGAGUGGAGUAAAUAAGACCUAAUUUGAGCCAAAUUCUACAAUGUAUAGAUAGUAAUAAGAGUAGUAGAAAAAUUAGCAUGCACAGGCAUUGUAAAACAUGUAGAAUUACUAAACUGGACUUAAUUAGAAUUAGGCGGCAAUUAAUGGAGUAGGAAACAGAAGAUCUACUAUCAGAAACGUAUAGAAUAUUGUGUAGUAAACUAUCAUAAAACAAGUUACAGAUGAAAAAUUAGUUCAAGAGUUGGCAACUCUUAAACGAGUAACUGAUUAUCUUAAGAAGGAGGUACAAAGUAUGAGUGAUGAGAUGCAAAGAGGAUUUAGUGACUAAAAGAAAAAUCUAAAGACUACCAUAAACGAUUUUAAAGAGAGUGCGGAAGCGACUCUCACAGUUAGAUUGGAGAAUAUUCAAAGUGUAUUUAAGUAAGAAAUAGGAGAAGCCAUAACGAAUUUUCAACCAAUUAUCACAGUAGCUCCAACUAAAGAUGAAAGUGAUUUGGUCCAGUAACAGCAAUAAAAUUAAGCUAAAUAGCCAUUGAGCUUGUAGUAAUAAGCUCAAAAAUAAGUUUAGUAAGAAUAAAAUCAUUAAAAGCAGGGUAUCGAGGAAUCAAACACAAAAGUAGAUGAGAAUCAAAUUAAAAAGAUUGUUAUGUCUCAAUUACAAAGACUUAAUCAUAGACUUCAAACUCAAAUAGAUGAUAUAAAAGUUGUUUAUGACAAGAAGCUUAAGGAAGUUCAAGCAUUUAUCAAUGGUAUGGCUAAUUAUGAAAGAGACAUGAAGAUGGCCUAAGCAUAGAUAAAAUAACUCUUCAAAGACAAUAAAUAAUCUAAUGACAAACUUGGAGAAUAGCUAUUCAACUUGGAUGAGAAAGUCUAGGAAAAUGAGUAGAAAUUUAAGCAGGAGUAGAUAGAGAAAUCUCUGGAAAUAAGAAAGAUUGCUAAUGAAUCAGAGAUGAAGUUUUAAAAGCAACUUAUGGAUCUAGAGUAAUCCUUUGUACAUAAAAUUCAAGAGGGAAUCAAAAUCGCUUUUCCAGCAUUUAAUAUUUAAAUCAUGGAGCAAGUCAAUGAGCUUGUUACUACUCUAAGAUAGAUAACACAGAAGGAAAUGUAGGCAUUAUCAGAUGAAUAAACUUUGAAAAUAAGAGAAUUAGAGAAACAAGUUUUAGGUUUCGAGGUUAAAACAGCUUAGGAAAAAGGUAAAAGAGAAAUGGAGGACAAGCGAAUCGUAGAGCAAUUUGAUAUCAAGAUGAAAGAUCUCUAGCAACUCAUUGAAAUAAAGUUUCAGAGGAAGCAGAAAACAAAGGUAGACUUUAUGAUAGAGAUCAGGAACAUGCAUUAACAGAUGAAAGGCUACAAUGAUAAAUUCAAAGAAAGUCAGAUACAAUCUGAGAUAAUACUGGAUAUGUUUCACUUCAUCAAGAUCCUUGAACUUGAAUUAUCCAAGCUUAGUCAUUUUUAAAAAGUUAGCGAUUAGAUUUUUGACUUAUAAGCAGCAUAGAUAAUGGAACAGUAAUAGGCUUUGGCAAAUUAAGCUAAUUUUGCUGGGGAUAAAUCUCCUAAGAAGCCAGUAUUAUUGAAUUAAGAGUCAUUAAACUUUUCCCUUAAGGAGGAAUAGGCAAAAAGAUUAUCAAUAAAAGACUCAAAUUAGCCAUCUCCAUAGGUUAAAAUUGAAAGGUCUUCUAUAUACACUGAGUCUCUCAAACAAGGAAUAGAACAUUUUGAGAGCAGGGCCUCAUAACUCAAAAUGCUUAUAAAGAAUUAAUUGAAAGAAAAGAGCAAGAAUUUCAAGAGUAAUCAUGAAGUAGAUGUCGAGAUAGACUACAUUACAGAUCAUCUCAGCAGACUUACCUCAGACUAGAUAAUGCAAAUUAAAAUAAACAAUAUGAAAUAAUCUAAGGAGAGGGAGCGCAGGCCAAGCAUUUUCAAGUAAACUACUCAGAGAUUGACUACUCUUGAGAGAAUGCUAUUGACUUCAAAUACAUCAGGCAAGCCUGAAAAAAUUAUUUCAAGCGAAGUCGCCUCUAAAAAGAACUUGAAUAACUCAGCAUUGCUAUCAAAUAGAUAAGAAGUUAAUAAUAGUGGUGAGAUCCCCAAUCCUUAUUAGCUUUAGCAUAUUAGGAGAAAAAGCAUACUAAGCAACAUGCCGCAAAAUCACCAGUCUGCUUUUAAUUCUAACCUUUCACUUAGUGAGAACAAAAAGAAUAGAGAGCGAGACUUAACUCCGCUGUAGGUCAAGUCUUAGUUUCUAAGUGUAAACAGCUAAGCUAGCAUUAAAGCUCAUAACUCUAGAAAUAACCUUUAGCCUCAUUCACUCUAUAACAAUAGUUAAAACAACAAUUAGAAUCAGCAUGUGCAGUCAGAGUCUAGGAUAAUGCCUAAGCUCCUUACAGUAGAGAGUAAAGCGCUUUCAGAAAGAAGCUUUGAUGGCAUUAACUCAAGUAGUACUAUUGGCUAUGAGAAAGACAAAAAGUUGCCAAGUGUCAUACUUACGUUAAAUAACAAGCAAGUGAAAAAGCUGCAUUGA
Molecule: messenger RNA, 4095 nt
Organism: Stylonychia lemnae
Lineage: Eukaryota; Ciliophora; Spirotrichea; Sporadotrichida; Oxytrichidae
Source: the annotation of a GenBank genome assembly